AUUCAUAAGGGCACCUUUACCAUGUUUAUGGAAAUGUGUAGAUGAGCUGUUUGGUCAGUUUAAUAAUUUUUUAAUAAACCGCUAAAAGCUUUCCAAACACAAUGAGGAGCUUGGAGCUAAUUUCUGUGGACUCUUUAAAAAUAGAUGUUGAUGAGAAGAUCAAAUGGUUUUGUGUUGACAGUUUAUCUCAAAAGGCAUUCUUUAGCACUAACAAUGAAGUUUUUUCAUUCCUGUUACAGCAGAAGAAAGUUGAAAACUCAGUCAAAAUUGAUCAACAAAAUGUUUUAUCAAUUGAGUACCUGAUGGAUGAUGAAACCAUAUCAAUUGCAUCAUCUAAUGGAGAUUUAUUUGAAUGGAGAAUGGUUGACCAAUCACUGGAGUGCGUUGGUACCAUGGAAUCUGGUAUAACAUGCAUGAAAUGGAGCCCAGAUCAAGAGAUAUUUGCACUAACUACAGGUGAUGAAAAGUUGGUAUUAAUGAGCCGAGAUCUGGAGCCGUUUUUCGAGACAGACCUCAAUCCAGAAGAAUUUGGUGAAGCACAGCUAAUAACGGUCGGUUGGGGAAGCAAGAAAACACAGUUUCAUGGGACAGAAGGAAAACCAACUGCAAUGGAUUUAAAACCCAAGGUGCCUGAUCCUGCGCUUCCAUGGGAUGACAAGAAAGUACGAAUAAGUUGGUGUGAUGAUGGUCAAUAUUUUGCAGUCUCCUCUGUGGAUCCUAUCACAGGCUCUCGUAAAGUUCGUGUCAGAUCACGUGAAGGAGCAUUGCAUUCAACCAACGAAGUUGUUCCAGGCUUAGAGCAUCCUCUUCAUUGGAGGCCAUGUGGAAAUCUAAUUGCAUCAUCACAGCGAAAGCCCAAUAAACAUGAUGUGAUAUUCUUUGAAAAGAAUGGUUUGAAGCAUGGAGAGUUCACACUUCCUUUCAAGCCAAAGGAAGCCAAAGUAAUUGAACUUUGUUGGAAUAAGACAUCAGAUAUUCUUGCUGUUUGGUUAGAGGAACUACAUUACGACCAAAACACCCCACAACCACAGCAGCUGUCUUACCUUCAGCUUUGGACCAGAAACAACUACCAUUGGUAUUUGAAGCAAGAGUAUCGAUUCAGUUCUAUGGGAAGAAGAAUUUCCAGCUUGAUUUGGGAUGCAGACUCUCCUUUGAAGCUUCAUGUAGUUUGUGAAGAUGGAUUUUAUUACCAGCUAACAUUGAGGUGGACAGUUUUGCAAAACAAAGACAGCUGUGUUGCUGUUAUCGAUGGCUCCAACCUGCUGUUGACUCCAUUUGCAACGGCUGUUGUUCCACCACCAAUGUCAUUAAUGAAGGCGACCUUUAAAGCACCUGUCAAUCAAGUUUGCUUUGGAAAGUCUCCAAACGAGGCCACUGUCUUUCUGUCGGAUGGAAGCACUCAUUGUAUUACUAUUCCAGUGUCAGAAACAGAGGAGCAGAUCGAUUCUAAAGCUAUUAAGAUUGUAAGGCAUGCAGAUGUAGCAAACAGUCUAGAGGACGAGUUAUCGGGUUAUUUGCAUGUCACUUCGUGGGUUGACGGAGGCUAUGUAGCAGUAUGUCGUAUGAAGAAUCAGAAACAGGCAUUGUGCCAUGUAGCAAAUGAUGAUGAUACUGCACAGGCAUUUGUUAUCAGGAAAGUUAUUCCGAUGGACCUUGAAGUGCUGGCAGUUGCCGUUGGGAAAGACUGUGCUGCGGUCGAAAUGCAGGAUGGGACAGUCUUCUCGUGCGAAAGAGAUGACGGAUCCUUUGCUAUCAAGCCGUGGGUAACGCCUUUUGGCUCAUCGCUUUGUUUUCCAGUCCCCUGUGACUAUAUUGCCGUUUGUAAAGUAAAUCACGAGGAUAUUGUGAUUGGAAUGACAAAUCACUAUCGCCUUUACGUUAAUGAAAAACAGGUUGCUGAUAAUUGCACGUCUUUUUCGAUUCAUGACGAGUACUUGGCGUACACGACCCACAACCACCUUCUCAGAUGCCUGCGACUCGACAGCAUUCUCAAAUUUGUGAACUCCAGUGACAAGGAGCAGCUUCAAGGAGAGGAUUUCAGCAGGAGUCUUGAACGUGGAUCAAGGAUAAUUUCUGCAGUUUUUAACGACACCAAAGUGGUUUUACAGAUGCCUAGAGGUAAUCUAGAGACGAUCCAUCCACGAGCUUUGGUUAUAUCAUUUCUAAAGAAACAGCUUGAUAAGCUACUUUACAGAGAAGCAUUACUACUAAUGAAAAGGCAUCGAAUAAACUUAAAUCUGAUAUACGAUCAUAACCCAAAGCUUUUUCUAGAUAAUGUCGAUACAUUUAUUACAAAUGUUAAAUCAGAAAAUGAUAUAAACCUUUUCCUCGCAGAACUCGGAAAGGAAGAUGUAACGCAGUCUCUCUAUGCUACGUCCUACCACGUGACAACAAAGAAUGCUACUGAAAAUAUCAACAAGGUCGAUGUUAUUUGCUCUGCAGUUCGUAAUGCGAUUGUGAAAAUUGGUGUGAAAAGCUUCUUUUUGUCCUAUCUUACCACGUAUGCAAAGGAAUCAAAACCUGGUCUGGGUGUAGUGUUAUCAUAUAUAAAGUCGCUAAAAGAUAAAAAGAUAGAGGCUGAUGUAACGCACGAGAGAGCCCUCAGACACAUUCUGUAUUUCGCUGAUGUCAACGAGUUAUAUGACGUCGCUCUUGGGCUGUACGACUUUGAGAUUGUGCUCAUGGUGGCGGAAAAAUCAAAUAAGGAUCCGAAGGAAUAUCUGCCUUUCCUAAACGAGUUGAAGAAAUACGAAAAGUUCUAUUGUCAGUUCAAAAUAGACUGUCACCUCAAACGCUACACCAAGGCUCUAGGCAACAUUCACGCUUGCGGCCCGUCUCGUUUUGAAGAAUUUCUCGACUUCACAGCCAAGCACAAUCUCUACAAAGAUGCACUGCUUUUUUGCAGGGAAGAUCCGUUUAGUUUCAAGGAAGUUAGUGCCGUUUAUGGUUCGUAUCUUGUGCAGAAGAAGCGUUACAACGAGGCUGGGAUAGUUUAUUCUCGAGUUUCAUUGCACGAAGAGGCAAAGGAUUCGUUUGUCAAAAGCCACAACUGGAAAUUAGCAAUUGCUGAAGCAGAAAUGUUGAAUUACUCCAAUGAUGCUUUAGUUCAGUUUGCAGUCAGUCUUGCAGGUGAAAUGCAAGAAUUGAAGAAUUGGAAGGAGAGCGGAAACAUUCUUGAAUUAUAUACAGAAGAUUAUGAGUCUGCAAUAUCUGCUUAUCUCAGUGGCAACAUGUGGCAGGAUGCGCUUAGAGUGAUAUACAAAGCAAGAAGGAAAGACAUCAUUGAAACCAAUUUCAAGACAGCAUUAGAAGAAGCUUACAAGCAUCAACUAGAAGUUAUUCAUACUGCCAAGGAGAAUUUCAUUAAAUAUAAAGAAAGGCUUGCCGUUGUUCGGGCGUUGAAGGAAAAACAACAUCAAGAAGUUGCAGAUGGACUAAGGGAAGAAGUUGAGAACGAUUUAUUUUCUGAAGCAAGUAGUGUAACAGGCCAGUCAGACAUUUCAGCAACCUCCAAAGGAUCGAGAGCUUCUGGCCAUUCUUCAAAAUCACGUCGAAAAUACCAACGCAAAAAAUACAGCUUGAAGGAAGGGAGCAAGUUUGAAGAUUUUGCUUUGGUUGAGGCAUUGGCAGAAAUAGUAAACACGGUGGACCAUUUACAAGAAGGGACUGCUUCUCUCCUGGAAAUGUUGACACUGUUUAUGCGCGAUGGUGAUGCUGCUUCAUUGCAAGCUGCAUAUGACACAAUAUUCUCACUGAUUAAACGUAGUAUGAAGGAAAUCUGGUCUCCAUCUCAGUCCCAAGAGGCCAUUGUACCAUUUGGUACUGGCCCUGAUUCUACCGUCAAUAGUAUAAUUGCUGGAAUGAAAACACCAAAGCAACUCGAACAAAAUUCGGCAGCUGGCUUACCAGAACCCACUCGGCCUGUUCUUCGGGAAAACGUCACAUGGAAACUUGAAAUGCUGUAGACUUUAAUAAGCCAACGCAACACUUUAGCGAAUUCAUAUGUGAUAAAUUAUGCAAUGUGGUAUAACAGUGAAUCGUCAAACCGAAUUAUGCGUCGUCUGACACCUAGUGACACGGCUAACGAGAACAUUAGGGUUGGCAACACCAAAUUAUCUUGCCAUCUGUUCUACCUUGGCUGUAUAUCUGAUGAGAGUUUUGCAAAUGAAAACGGAUCGGCACUGAAGUUUUUUUUCGUUAGAAGUCUUUGAUUAGAAAUGUUUCAUGCAAUACUUUAUUAAUCCCCUCAGUGUGCAAUAAGCGUUUCAGCAUUUUCCUGCCGUAUUGAAGUUUUCAGUACGAGAUACAGGUUUGCUGGGGUGGAAUAAAGCUUCACCGCCCUUUUUUAUUGUUCUCAUUCAUACAAGGUUUUGGAUUGCCUCUACCUUUGACCAACGUGAGUCUAUUCAUUCAGUUAUC
Rhopilema esculentum is the source of this 4419-nucleotide messenger RNA. The record is from RefSeq and is a predicted model, not a curated record. Lineage: Eukaryota; Metazoa; Cnidaria; Scyphozoa; Rhizostomeae; Rhizostomatidae.